This is a messenger RNA of Nakaseomyces glabratus, 1908 nucleotides long. RefSeq names its product Edc3p (gene EDC3). Gene Ontology annotation, molecular function: mRNA binding. The record is from RefSeq and is a predicted model, not a curated record. Gene Ontology annotation, cellular component: P-body. Lineage: Eukaryota; Fungi; Ascomycota; Saccharomycetes; Saccharomycetales; Saccharomycetaceae. Gene Ontology annotation, biological process: deadenylation-independent decapping of nuclear-transcribed mRNA; P-body assembly.
AUGUCACAAUUUAUCGGCUACGGGGUCAAGCUUGAGCUUAAGGAUGGCAAGAUACUAGAAGGUAAGAUUACGAAGGCGACUUCUAAAGGUUUAGUGCUAUCCGAUGUGAAGUUCGAAGACGGUGGAAGCUCUCAAUUGUUUAAAGUUAGAUCGUCACAACUGAAGGAUUUGAAAGUUGUGAGUGUGAGACAGAAGAAUGGCAAAGGCAAUGGUAGUAAUGGUAAUGCUGCAAACAAAUCUAGUAGGAACAAGAGUAGAAAUGAUUACAGUAUGAAUUCUGGUAGCCAGACAAAUGGUAACACAUCGCAUGGUGGAUCUAGGCACAACAAUAAUAAUAAUAAUAAUAGCAGGUACGAUAGCGACUGGGCCAAUGAUGAUGUUAAUCAGAUUAAGUUGCAAGACGAUUUUGAUUUCCAAGGAAACCUGAAUAUGUUCAACAAGAAAGAUGUAUUUGCACAAUUGAAACAGCAGGAUGAUGUGGCACCGGAAUUGAGGCUUGUAGCUCAUAAUAAGAAGAAGGACUACGAGAAGCCAAAGAAUUUCAAUAUUGACGAAAUGGUUAUUCCUAACGCUAAGGAGGACUCUUGGCAUAAAAUUGACUCAGAAAGACCACAACAACAAAAAUCAGACGGAUAUCUUGAUUUUGAGAGUGGUACAGAUGAUGAUGAUGUUGAUGACCAUGAAGAUCGUCAGUUAUCAAAUACAAGGGACAGAAAGAACAAUAACCAAAUCAAGCACAAUGUUGAGGAUGACGACGAUGAUGAUGAUGAAGGUUUGGAAUUUCAUGAUGCUGAUGAAUUACCAAUUACACAAGCAGUCAAUAUCACACAUUUACUUCAUAAAGCAGCUAAGGGGUCAAACUCUGGUAAGUCUAAGGACGGAAGCCAAGGUAAUGAGCAGAUGUUAGCUAAGUUGGAGCAGAUGAUAAUUCAGCAAUCAAAAGGAUCUACUAGACGCAAUUCUAGUAUAAGCAGCAAAAAGCCUACUUUAUUGAAAAUCAAGGAUUCAUCCAAGCAAAUUGCCACAGCUACUCCAGUACAACUCUUAGAAAUUGAAAGAAUAGCGCAAGACCAUUUUGGUAUUACCGCACCUAUAUUAAUUGAGAAUUUCGCUAUUAACUUGGCGCAAGUUAUAAAACAGAAACUUGGGGGCAAAGCCAGAUUACGUCUGGAGAAUUCCAAUGCAGAGCCUCUUGUUGUGAUACUAACAUCUGAUUCUGUAAGAAGUGGCGCAAGAGCACUUGCAUUAGGAAGACAGCUAUGCCGUACGGGGCAUAUUAGAGUAAUCACUAUGUUUACCACUUCAGUCAAUGAGAUACAAGAUAGUCUAGUGAAGGAGCAAUUAGAGCUGUUUAAGAAAUGUGGUGGUAAAGUAGUCAACAAAGUCAGUUCACUAGAAAGUGCGGUGAUGAGUUUGAAUAGUCCAGUUGAAAUUGUUAUUGAUGCUAUGCAAGGUUUUGACUACAAUAUCUCAGAUAUAUUUGAAAACAUUGCUGAAGCUGAACAAGCUGACGAAGAUGUUAAUGCCAGUGAUCAAAACAGACGUAAUAACACUAGAAACAGCGUCUCAAAGGCAGAGACUAUCGAACAAAGAAUUACGGAUAUUAUAAACUGGUGUAACAAUCAACGUGGAUCCACGAAGAUUUGGUCUUUGAACGUACCAAGCAGUUUUGAUAGCGGUUCUGGUGUUCAAAACUUCCCCGUCGCCGUGCAAGCCACCGGGGUUAUUUGCACGGGCUGGCCAUUGUCCUCUUUACCAAACAUCAAAUACACGUUGAGUUCUCUCGAUGAUGUCGUGGCCGUCGACAUGGGUUUCCCAAGAGGUGUCUACACACUUCAAAACUCCCUGCGUAAAUUCCUUUCCUUUGAUGUUUUCGCAAUUGAAGGUUCCAUCGCUUUGGAACUUUGA